Messenger RNA from Triticum dicoccoides, 3897 nucleotides. RefSeq names its product valine--tRNA ligase, mitochondrial 1-like. Bases 385 to 3597 code for a protein of 1070 amino acids. The transcript has 20 exons. NCBI's taxonomy places the organism in Eukaryota, Viridiplantae, Streptophyta, Magnoliopsida, Poales, Poaceae. Gene Ontology annotation, biological process: valyl-tRNA aminoacylation. Gene Ontology annotation, molecular function: aminoacyl-tRNA deacylase activity; ATP binding; valine-tRNA ligase activity. Gene Ontology annotation, cellular component: cytosol. The record is from RefSeq and is a predicted model, not a curated record.
CACUUAUUACUGCUGCUUUGCAAGAGGCGUCGAAGCACAUGAAACUUGACUAUCAAGUUUCUACCCAAGAACUUGGCUCCCAAGCCAGUGCUUUUGUUCAAAACAACGGUCGAUUUUGUGGCAUAAUGGAAAUUUCUCCCUACGUCCGCAUCUUUCGCCAAGUUUAAGCCGCAAAACCUCCGCGCGCUAAAACUUGGAUCCCACGAACUCUAGACGAGGUUCAAAGCUCCAAAGCAUUCCGCCCCGUCUGAUCCCGCCUCUACUUCGAAUCCGCCCAAAUCGAAAAAAUCGCAGUGGUUCUUCUUAAUCGCAGCAGCCCGCACCGGCUGCCGUGGUGGUUGCUGCUGCGGCGGGGAGCUCGCGCCCGAGGGCCCGAUCCGCGCCAUGGAGGAGCCGCUUGAUGAGAAGGAUUUGGAAAGGAAGCUGAAGAAAGAGCAGAAGGCGAAAGAGAAGGAGGAGAAGAAGCUCAAGGCGAAGCAGAAGGAGGCGGCCAGGCUACAGGUCCAAUCAGCAUCUGAUGGAGCUAACAAGAGUGAGAAGAAGCAAAAGAAGAAAGGCGCCACCAAUGAGAAUCCUGAGGAUUUCAUUGAUCCAGAUACUCCCACUGGACAGAAGAAACUGAUUGCUUCUCAAAUGGCCAAACAUUACAGCCCGUCUGCUGUUGAGAAAUCGUGGUAUCCUUGGUGGGAGUCAUCACAGUAUUUUGUAGCAGAUGCCGCAAGCUCAAAGCCACCGUUUGUAAUAGUCCUGCCACCUCCAAAUGUGACAGGACCCCUUCACAUAGGCCAUGCAAUUACAGUGGCAAUUGAGGAUGCUAUGAUCCGCUGGCGGAGGAUGUCAGGCUACAAUGCUUUGUGGAUUCCUGGAAUGGAUCAUGCUGGUAUAGCUACACAGGUCGUUGUGGAAAAGAAGAUCAUGCGUGAGAGGAAGCUGUCAAGGCAUGAUCUAGGGCGUGAUAAAUUUCUAUCUGAGGUCCACAACUGGAAAGAUCAGUAUGGUGGCACCAUAUUGAGACAAUUGCGUACGCUUGGAGCCUCGCUUGACUGGUCGCGCGAAUGUUUUACAAUGGAUGAGCAGAGAUCAGAGGCUGUAACAGAAGCGUUUGUUAGGCUAUACAAGGAAGGUUUGAUAUAUAGGGAUAUUCGUCUCGUGAACUGGGAUUGCACGCUCCGUACAACAAUUUCUGAUAUCGAGGUUGACCGUGUUGAUCUCAAGGCAGAGACUUUGUUAGAGGUCCCUGGUUAUAGCAACCCAGUUCAGUUUGGUGUUUUGACAUCUUUUGCCUAUCCUCUAGAAGAAGGAUUGGGUGAAAUUAUCGUUGCAACAACUAGAAUAGAAACUAUGCUCGGUGAUACCGCUAUAGCUGUUCAUUCUCAGGAUGAAAGAUAUAAGCAUCUGCAUGGAAAAUAUGCCGUCCAUCCGUUUAAUGGCCGAAAACUUGAAAUAAUUUGCGCUGAUGACUUAGUGAAAGCCACUUUUGGUACUGGCGCUGUCAAGAUCACACCAGCUCAUGAUAGCAAGGACUUCAAGGUUGGGAAACAGCAUAACCUGGACUUUAUCAAUAUUUUCACUGAUGACGGGAACAUAAAUGAAAAUGGAGGUCCACAAUUUGAAGGAAUGCCACGUUUUACCGCUCGAGCUGCUGUUAUUGAUGCACUAAAGGAAAAGGGUCUAUACAGAGGCAUGGAAAAUAAUGAUAUGGAAUUAGGACGUUGUUCGAGAACUAAUGAUAUUGUGGAGCCAAUGAUCAAGCCCCAAUGGUUUGUUAAUUGUAAUACCAUGGCAAAGGCAGCUCUUGAUGCUGUGAAAUCCAAAGAGAUAGAGAUCAUUCCACCACAAUAUGAGCAAGACUGGUACAGGUGGCUUGAAAACAUACGCGAUUGGUGUAUUUCAAGACAACUUUGGUGGGGACACCGUGUACCUGCUUGGUAUGUGACAUUAGAAGAUGACAAAGAGAAAGACAUGGGUUCGUACAUUGACCACUGGAUAAUCGCAAGAAAUAAAAGUGAUGCAGUACUGGAGGCAAAACAGAGGUACCCAAAGAAGAAAUAUCAGUUGGAUCAAGAUCCUGAUGUGUUGGACACAUGGUUUUCAGCUGGUCUUUUCCCCCUAACUGUACUUGGUUGGCCGGACAAUACAGCUGACCUUAGUACUUUCUACCCUACUUCUGUACUUGAAACUGGAUUGGACAUCCUCUUCUUUUGGGUAGCAAGGAUGGUGAUGAUGGGAAUGCUACUCCACGGUGAUGUGCCAUUUCGAAAGAUUUACUUGCAUCCAAUUAUUCGUGAUGCACAUGGCCGCAAAAUGUCCAAGUCACUAGGAAAUGUCAUUGAUCCCAUUGAUGUAAUAAAUGGUAUAACACUGGAAGGUCUUCAGAAAAAGUUGGAACGCGGCAAUCUGGACCAAGGCGAAUUGGAAAAGGCAAAAGAAGGUCAAAAGAAGGAUUUCCCUGAUGGUAUUCCUGAGUGUGGUACUGACGCCCUUCGUUUUGCUCUGAUCUCCUACACUUCUCAGGUUAUUCUUAUUGCUAGUUUUCCCCAUUUCUCUGAUUAUUUUUAUUGCAAACCUCUAGUACUAAAAUUUCUCAUUUUUUACCAGUCCGACAAGAUAAACCUGGAUAUCAAGCGAGUGCAUGGGUACAGACAAUGGUGCAAUAAACUGUGGAACGCCAUUCGUUUUGCGAUGGUUAAGCUUGGAGAUCAGUACACUCCACCAGCAACUCUCGCGGUGCAUAGUAUGCCGCCCAUCUGCAAAUGGAUACUCUCAGUACUUAGUAAGGCUGUUGGCAAGACCGUGUCAUCAUUAGAAGCAUAUAAGUUCUCCGACGCGACGUCAUCUAUAUACUUCUGGUGGCAAUACCAGCUUUGUGAUGUCUUUAUAGAAGCAAUUAAACCUUACUUCAAUGGAUCUCAAGAGUUCGAAUCUGCAAGAUGUGCUUCUAGAGAUACACUAUGGGCAUGCCUGGACACUGGUUUGCGUCUUCUCCAUCCAUUCAUGCCUUACAUAACAGAAGAGCUUUGGCAGCGCCUUCCUCAGCCUAAGGAGGCUUGUAGGAAAGAUUCCAUUAUGAUAUCAGAAUACCCCUCAGCUGUACAGGAAUGGGCAAAUGAUGAAGUUGAGAACGAAAUGGAGAUUGUGUUAGAUGCCGUGAGUAAGCUGAGAUCUCUCCUGCCACCAACAGAUAUACAUCUAAGGCGCCCAUGUUUUGUGCUCUGCCGAAACCUAGAGGUUGCAGCCACUGUUGGAUGCUACCAAGCUCAAAUUGCAACGCUUGCUUCUGUAUCAUCUCUUGAGAUCCUGACAGAGGAUGAUCCAACUCCACCCGAUUGUGCCACAAAUAUUGUAAACAAAGAUCUAGCCGUGUAUCUCCAGCUCCGGCGGGCUCUCAACACGGAAGCUGAACAUGAGAAGCUUAGGAAGAAGAGAGAGGAAGUUCAAAAGCAAUAUGACACCCUGUCACAGAAAAUGAGUGCAUCAGGCUACCGUGAGAAGGCCCCACAGAGCAAGCAGGAUGAUGAUAUGAAAAAACUUGCUACUCUGUUGGAGGAGCUCGAGAUCAUCAGCGAAGCUGAGAGUAAACUGGAUGCAAAAAACUGACAAAUUUUUUGUGACUCAAUAUUUUGAAAGCCUGCAAAUAUGAUUGACAUGCAUCUAGAUGGACGAUCCUCGGCACCCUGUACAAUCACUCCCACAGUUGUCACUGUUUGUAAAAAGCCUCGUCCAAGCAAUUUUGGAUAUGUUAGCACAUGUAACGUGACAUGCAUCUAGAUGGAUCAUCCUCAUCACCUGAUACACUCAACACCCCCCAUAGUUGCGUUGUGAAGGCUCACUGUUUGUAAAAAGCCUCGUACAAGUUUUUAUAUAUAUAUAUAUAUAUACCUUAGUAUGUGUGACAUG